Aspergillus affinis is the source of this 885-nucleotide messenger RNA. RefSeq names its product alpha/beta hydrolase. The transcript has a single exon. The record is from RefSeq and is a predicted model, not a curated record. NCBI's taxonomy places the organism in Eukaryota, Fungi, Ascomycota, Eurotiomycetes, Eurotiales, Aspergillaceae. Bases 1 to 885 code for a protein of 294 amino acids.
AUGGCUUCUAAUUCAAGCUCAGAAAGAGUCGCGGUAGUUAUCUGUACCGGCUCUUACCACACGCCUGCUCCAUAUGAGCCCUUCAUGAAGGCCCUGGUCUCAUCCGGGCUCUUCGAGGCCUAUUUUCCCCAGCGGCCGACGUGCGAUCUCAACAAGCUCAACGUAGGGGACAUCGACCACCCGGACUUGGAUCGUGGCCCGCCCCCAGAAGGCUACCCUACCGAUCUCGACGACAUGGCGGUUUUCCACCAGCUUCUGGAACGACUCGUCGUCCGUGAAGGCAAGCCUGUUAUCCUCCUGGGUCAUUCGUCGGGCGGUGUCAUUGCAACGCAAGCCGCUAUGCCCGAACUCCUGUAUAAGACUCGUCACGCUCAGGGUCACUCAGGAGGCGUGAUCGGGCUCUUUUAUGUGGGGGCGUUCCUCGUUCCAGUGGGCGAGUCGGCCCAUAGCUUCUUCCAGCCUAAAGAUGGGACCCCAGUUAUCCGGCCAUUUGUGCGUGUAAGUCGAUCUUCCCAUCCUGCCGCAAGUAGAAUUCUAGAGAGAGGGAGAGAUGGGGGAGAGGACGAGAGAUGGGCCGCCACGCUGACGGCGUCGCCUCUUAACACCGGUGUGUUGAGCAACGAUGGGUAUUCCGCCAUGCCUUGUGCGUAUGUGGUGCUCGACGACGACGCAUGCUUGCCACAGAUAUAUCAGGAGAAUAUGAUUGCACUGCAGAGCCAGCGAGGCAAUGUUUUUACAGUCUACCACGCCCCAUCGGGCCACUCGCCGCAUCUGGCUGGACAGAACCGUUGGUCGACAAGGUGGCUGAUUUCCUGCAUCAGGUUUGUGGAAUGGCGGUUUCCUAGCAUGAACAAGGUCAAUGUUUCAUUGAACGGAUGUAUAUAG